Drosophila yakuba is the source of this 716-nucleotide messenger RNA. RefSeq lists its product as uncharacterized. The transcript has 2 exons. The record is from RefSeq and is a predicted model, not a curated record. Bases 529 to 693 code for a protein of 54 amino acids. Lineage: Eukaryota; Metazoa; Arthropoda; Insecta; Diptera; Drosophilidae.
ACACACAACGCACUCACACAUACGGACGGGCAGGACGUGCUCCUGUUCUAUUAUUUAACUGCUUUCAACGUCAGCAGCACGUUCAACCCGACGAAAGUCGAUUGAAAGCCGCCUUUCAACGGACCCAGCAUCCCUCUCUCAGCACACACAUCACAAAAAAGUAAACGGAAAACGAGAGAGCGAGUCCUUUGUGUGUGUGAGUGUGUGUGUGAGUGUGUGUGUUCGCGACAGCAGGAGCGACGUCAACGUCAAUCCGCUCAAUAUUUAUACAUUAAACCGAGUCUCCAGGCCCACGAGUCUUGCGGCCCUCACAACGCAGACGCUCCUGUUCCUCCGCUGGGGCCCAAAAUAAAUAACAUCUGACAGCUGCCCAGAGUCCUGAAUUCUGAAUUCUGAAUUCGGAGUCCUGCAAGAGCCAUCAGCGGAUAGGGGCGCUAAAAAGAAGCGGAGACCGAGCGUGUGGCAAUACGAUUUGCCUUAGGAAAACAUCAACCAAACUGAACGCGAUCCUAAAACGAAAACAAAACAAUGGGCGCCAAGGAAAGUGUCGAGGCAGCCGCCAAAAUGAACGCCGAUGGUUGGGGCCAUGUGGAGCGAUCGAGUCGCUACCACAACCAUCGGCACAACCAGCGCUCACAGUCGCUGAAUCGCGGACAGGCGCUCUCGCAGGCGGACGUGAGCGGCAUGUGGUGACAUCGGGGUGCCUCUGGUAAAGG